Schistosoma mattheei is the source of this 2371-nucleotide messenger RNA. The record is from the annotation of a GenBank genome assembly. NCBI's taxonomy places the organism in Eukaryota, Metazoa, Platyhelminthes, Trematoda, Strigeidida, Schistosomatidae.
ACUAACCUCGUUGUAAAGUUGACUUUGUUGCAAUGAUCUUCAUCACUUAUUUGUUAUGAUAUAUUCACUAACACAUACACACAUACAUACAUAGAUGUGAUCUAAUAUACAGCGUCAUCAAAUUUUACACAGGAUACAGGCACACAAAUCAAACUGUUUUCGUAUUUAACUACCAAUUCAUUGACCUAAUAAUAGUAGUAGUAGUGGUAGUAAUAGUAGACAUUGUCAUUUCAUUUACCUGUAAGCAUUGUGUUUGUGUGAGGGCAGGCAACAAUUGUUAUCAUUAUUAUUGUCGUAAUUAUUUUAUGAAAAGCUGAAUACAACAGUUAAUCCUACUGUUACGACCGAAAAACUAUGGUGGCUAAAGAUUUUAUUGAACUUUUUGCAAAAUUCAACUAUGCUAAUCGUGUUGCAGUUGAAGAUUUCUCAGAUCGAUUGAGUUUAUUCACGGUAGUUUUGUUCUUGAUCGCUUGUAUAAUUGUAUCGGCCAAACAAUACUUUCUAAAUUCAAUCUCAUGCUACAUUCCUGUAAAACCGACUGGUGAAAAUUAUAAUUCAUAUUUAACUGAUUACUGUUGGGUUCAUGGAACUAUUCCAUUGAGACCUGAUGAACCGAUGCCAACUACACCAAAAGAAUGGGAACAAUAUGAUCAAUUAAGGCGUAUAACUUAUUACCAGUGGGUCCCAUUUGUUCUCGGGUUGCAAUGUAUAUUUUUCUACAUUCCACAUAUUGCAUGGCAGGCUGUAUGCGCCCAUAGAUCCGGUGGAGAUUUGUUUGCUCUUGUGAAAGCCGCUGCCGAUGCCGCAAUCUCUGAACGUGGUUCUCGUAAGAGCCAAGUUAAACGUGUGGCUGAAUUUUUGGAAGAUAUGAUUGAUGGUCAUAAGGAUUGUCGACAUGGUCGUCGUAUGAAUAUAACUAGACGUGCAUAUGACAUGUGUGGUAUAUGUGUUGUUAGCAAACGACUUGGAACAUGUCUGGUAUUUUCAUAUUUAUGUGUUAAACUCAUAACAAUUAUCAAUGCAAUUAUGCAAGUAUAUUUGAUUCAACGUUUUCUUGGUUUUUAUGCUGAUGGAAGCGCGGGACAGAAAAGUAUGCAAUUAGGGAAACCAUACGAAGCUAGCUCGGCAGUUGCAGCGAUGUCGAAUCAAGAAAAUGAAGAUUUAGACGGUUUCGGAUUCGGAUUAACUGUUGCCAACCAUAUACGUGCUGGACGUGAUUGGCCAGAGACAAUUCUAUUCCCACGUGUAGCUUAUUGUCGUGUCCCAGGUAUUCGUUUAGUCGGUGCUGAAAAUGCUUAUACGGCACAAUGUGCACUACCGAUAAAUAUGUUAAACGAGAAAAUCUAUAUAUUUUUCUGGUUUUGGAUCUGUUUCCUUAUAGCUGCCAGUAUAUUUAGUUUAAUAUUAUGGUUAGUAAGAAUGAUUAUCGCACCAAGACGUAAAGAUUUUAUCAAACGUUUCUUACGUAUUAAAGGAAUACGUUCAAGAACUGGUCAGGAGAUUACGCGCGCUGAUUUAGACGAAUUCAUUGAUGAUUACCUUCGCCGAGAUGGUGUAUUUUUAGUACGUAUGCUGGCCAUCAAUGCUGGUGAUGUGAUCACAUCUGAAAUUGUUAUGGCUUUAUAUGAACAUUACAUAGAUAAUGUUUAUUCAGUGGAUAAUACCCCACAGAAAAGUUUAGAGAAAGAACCAUUGAAAGAUGGAUCAGGUAUACCAUCAAAUUAUGUGUAAAGUUAUUCUUGUGUUCUCUCGUAUAUAUGUGUAUUUUUUAAUCCAUAACUAUUGCUCAUGAGUAUAUAGUUGCAUUAUAGCAGUAUUACAAACAAUAGUAAUAGUAUCUUACUAGGUAAAAGCUUAGCAUGGAGGUGUACAACACAAAACUGGUUUUUCCAGAUAUAACAAAUCUAUUUUUAAUUCUUGUUAUGGUUGUCGUUCGCACAGUUUAGAAUUUCUUCCAACUUUUGUAAUGGUUUAAUUUUUAUAUCAACGAAACUGUACCACUUUUACGCCUACUAAUACUGAUUUCAAAUGCCUUACUUUUAUAAUGGUUUUUUUUAGCUUUUAUUAUUAUUACUAUUACUAUUAGUAAUACUUUUAUCAACAAGUUUUUGAACAGUAUGUACGUGAAGAUCUGGAUUUGAUUGACCUGUUUUGAAAUUGUGUCUAUUCCUUCUUUUUAUAACUAACUUUUAUACUACUAUUACGAUAUAGUACUGUUUUUAUUGUUUUUAUUAUGCUUACGAUUAAUUAUUAUUCGUAUCUACCUUCCUUUAAAAACAACAAUUUAAUUGUACUGAAAUGAUUGCGAUCCUGAAAAUUUUUUCUACACUUUUGUGACAAUUAAUAAAAAUAAAAGAAUCUGUUGGGGCUU